AGAGGUCGCGAUCCGGAGGGUCUUCAGGGGUGGAUGCGGCCUUCUGAUCUCUUUCCAACUUCCUUGCCGCUGCUCUUUAAAGAUGGCGAUUUUAUUACCCUCUCAGCAAGCAUCGGUUCAUUCAUUGCCAAGAAAGGGAGAAGAGAGUGGCGAGCAGCGGAGGAAUAUUAUAGCCUACAGGCUGCUGCUUACUACGCCUAGGAAGAUGCAGGCGCCAAAGAAGCCAGGAGAGGUCUUCUGGCCCAAGACAGUUCUCAAGAAAUGGCUAAAUCUCAGAACCAAUGACUCCGAGUUCAGCGCCGACGAAGGCAGCAACGAUAGCGGUCUUGAAGAAGAUGAUGGAGAGUGCGGUGGUUGUGAGGCGAACGAGGGGAAGAGAGCGAGACGGUUUCAGACUGAGGCAAACGAUGACAACCUCGAGAGCAUCCCCUACAAGUUGAAGAGGAGGAACUCGGAGACCCUUCGCGCACAGUAUAUUAACACCAAGGAACUCAGGGUCUGCAUCGGGACAUGGAAUGUCGGGGGCCAAUUUCCACCGGAGAACCUGGACGUAUCAGAGUGGGUAGAUAUGGAGGAGCCUGCUGAUAUCUACGCACUCGGUAUACAAGAAAUUGUCCCCUUAAAUGCGGGCAAUAUCUUUGGCGCCGAGGACAGUCGCCCAGUUACAAAAUGGGAAGAUCUCAUUCGUGACACACUAAAUAGGAUUCGGCCCAUCAAACCGAAGUACAAAUGUUACAGCGAUCCUCCUUCUCCAUCCCGGUUCGAGACAUCAGCAGAUGCUACCAUCACCAUGGACGAACUGCUCUCUGAGACUGACAGUGACGACGAUGAAGAACAACUUUUCAGUCAUACUGGCAGCAACGUCGAGAACCCUACGAGUGCUGAUGAUUCGAAAAGCUCUCUGGAUUCUAAUUCUGAUCAUGCUGAAUCAGACCCACCACAGGAACUUGAUCCGACUAAGCCACCCACCACGAAGAGAUUACAAAGGCUGAAUCACUUCACUUUGUUAGAUUAUGAUGUGAACUCAGCAACAACAACAACAACGACCCAGCAAAAGAAGCUGCUGAAGACUCUCAGCACCGCAGAGAGGAUUGGGUUGAUCUGGCCAGAACAGCCAUUAGACUUGUUACCCGAGCAUGCUUUAAACAAGGCAUGUUCCUUUAGGUCAAAUAAGUCUUUCAGAACUCACAAUCCAUUCAAUCCGGUGCGUGGUGAGCUCAAGGAGUCAUCAGAGAUUGGUUUGGUUCCUGAGCUUGACUUGAACGUUGUCAGGUGUAGAAAGAAAAGACUGGCUUUUGUGAGGAUAAUAAGCAAACAAAUGGUCGGAAUCUACCUCUCAUUAUGGGUCCGCCGCAGCCUGAGGAAGCACAUCCGCAACUUGAAGGUGUCUACUGUCGGUGUGGGUGUAAUGGGUUACAUCGGCAACAAAGGCUCCAUAUCAGUCAGCAUGUCAGUCUAUCAAACGCUCUUUUGCUUCAUAUGUAGCCACCUAUCGUCAGGUCAACAAAGUGGGGACGAACUCCGAAGGAAUGCAGAUGUGCAAGAAAUCCAUCGCAGAACCCAGUUUAGCAAGGUUGCUCGUAUGGGAAUGCCCCAAACAAUCCAUGACCAUGAAAGAAUUUUCUGGCUGGGAGAUCUAAACUACCGCAUCGACUUGUCAUUUGAGAGAACACACGAACUUAUUGCCAGCAAAAAUUGGAGUAUGUUGGAAGGAAGGGACCAGCUGAAGCGGGAGCUGAAGAAAGGACGCGCUUUUGAUGGGUGGUCAGAGGGUGCAAUAGACUUUCCACCAACCUACAAGUACGAGUUCAACUCCACAACCUACGUCGGACACGACCACAGGGGAGGAAGGAGAAAUCCAGCUUGGUGCGACCGCAUUCUUUCGUUCGGAAAGGGUGUGAGGCUUCUGAGCUACAUAAGAUCCGAACUGAAGCUUUCAGAUCACCGUCCUGUCACCGCCAUUUUCAUGGCUGAGGUUGAGGUAUUCUGUCACAGAAAACUGCAGAAGGCUCUGAGUCUAACAGAUGCAGAGGUAGAAGAUGGACAAACGUUGCCGGAUUUGGAUUUCAAUCAUGAGAUGGGCCAUCCAGUCCCAGGGGAAGUGAGUUGUGUAUUCUACCAUAACAAGCAUUCUUUCAUUUAGUUACUGUCACCCCUUAUUUUAGCUAAACCAAUAAAACACCACAAAGAACGCAUGGUGAAGCAUGAUCUAGUUAAUUUAAUGAGCCUGG
Messenger RNA from Musa acuminata AAA Group (dessert banana), 2231 nucleotides. RefSeq names its product type I inositol polyphosphate 5-phosphatase 1-like. NCBI's taxonomy places the organism in Eukaryota, Viridiplantae, Streptophyta, Magnoliopsida, Zingiberales, Musaceae. Gene Ontology annotation, biological process: phosphatidylinositol dephosphorylation. Bases 83 to 2143 code for a protein of 686 amino acids. Gene Ontology annotation, molecular function: inositol-polyphosphate 5-phosphatase activity; phosphatidylinositol-3,4,5-trisphosphate 5-phosphatase activity; phosphatidylinositol-4,5-bisphosphate 5-phosphatase activity. The record is from RefSeq and is a predicted model, not a curated record. The transcript is spliced from 9 exons.